Molecule: messenger RNA, 1591 nt
Organism: Mytilus trossulus (common blue mussel)
Lineage: Eukaryota; Metazoa; Mollusca; Bivalvia; Mytilida; Mytilidae
Product: melatonin receptor type 1C-like
Exons: 2
Coding region: 52-1263 (403 amino acids)
Biological process (GO): G protein-coupled receptor signaling pathway
Cellular component (GO): plasma membrane
Molecular function (GO): G protein-coupled receptor activity
Source: RefSeq, a predicted model, not a curated record
UAUAAUUUCUGUUAGAAAUAGAAAUGUAAUGAUAGAACACACUAAUAAGAAAUGGCGCGUAUAAGUAUGAGUUUUAAUCAAACGUCUGCUACAAAUGUUUCUUUUCUGAAUACGGACGACAAUCAAACACUAACUGAUCGUACACAAUACGAAGAUAUCACCGCAGAACAAUAUAUUGAAGGAAUAUUACUUACUUUUAUCUGUUUAGUAUCUGUGCUAGGAAAUAUCUCAAUUUGGAUUAUAGUAUUAAGAUCUCGUGCUUUGAGAACAAUUACAAAUUGCUUUCUUUUAGUUCUCUCAGCAUUUGACCUGCUAGUGUCAUUAAUAAAUAUACCAGUUACUGUCUUAACCAUAUUUUCAGGUGAAUGGUUUUUAUCAGACGGAGCAUGCAUAGUUUUUGGAUUUACAAAUAUGGUGACGUUGUGUGGAAGUGUUCUGUCUUUAUGUAAUAUUAGCAUUAACAGAUACGUUAUGGUUUGUCAUCCUUCCAAGUUUAUUGAAGUAUACAAAAGGAAAAACGUUGCAACUAUGAUUGUUGCAUCUAUAGCAGUGACUAUUGGCGUCUCCAUCCCACCAUUAAUUGGCUGGUGUGAAUACUCAUACACUCCAUCGCAGUACAUAUGCUUUGCCAACUGGCUAAUGUCAUUAUCAUAUUCCCUUUUUAUGAUAUGCUGUUGUUUCGGUGUUCCCCUUGUUGUUAUGAUCUUUUGUAACUAUAAAAUUUACAGAACAGUGAAGAUCAGUAAAAAUAAAAUUAUGGAUAAUUACACUGUACAAAUGUCAAUGUCUAAAGAUGAAAGCGAAAGCACACUGUCAGACAACACCGGUCAACAAAGUUUUGGACAAGAACACAAUCAGCGCAUUGGAAUUGGAAAUCAAGAUUUAAACAACGACACACAUUUCGACGCCAACAAAGGCAAUAGAAUAUUAUCGACCAUUUUUCAAUUUAAAACCUCACCUUCUAAACUGCCAGUAGUGUCCAAAGUGUCCAAGACAAAACCAGAAGAAAUAAGACUUGCCAUAAUGCUUGGUACAAUAGUUGUUGUGUUUUUCGUUUGCUGGUUCCCUUAUUGUAUAAGUAUGAUAUUAAGCAUUGUAGCACCUGGUAAAGUGCAUAGAAUAUUUCAUAUGUCGACGCUAAUAAUCGGUUAUUUCAACAGCUGCUGUAAUCCAAUAAUAUAUGGACUUCUGAAUAAGAGAUUUGCUGAUGGAUUUAAAAAGUUAUAUUGUUUUUGCAGAAACAGAAGAAUAUUAAACUUAUAAUGAUAUAAUACGAAAGUGUGUAUAUUGAAAUGUUAUGCAAAAUACAAAUUCUCUUCGUCAGUUUGAUAACACAGGAAACACAUGUCAUGUGCUUUAGAAUUUGUUUGUAUAAUGAAUCCUGCCUUUACAAUAUCUAGAUUUAACAUUAGAGAUUCAAAAUAUAAAAGGAGAACAGAUUUUGAAUAAUAGCAUUACUGAAGAUGUUGCUAUAAAGCUUGUAAAUUAAGAAAAGAUCCAUAUAAAGUUAUAAGUUCAUUCAAAAAAUUAUAACAACAUGUAAGCUUUGUUAUACAAUCUUUUUAAAAGUAUUGUUAUUGUAAGAUUUUUU